Molecule: messenger RNA, 6128 nt
Organism: Misgurnus anguillicaudatus (oriental weatherfish)
Lineage: Eukaryota; Metazoa; Chordata; Actinopteri; Cypriniformes; Cobitidae
Biological process (GO): telomere maintenance; DNA repair
Molecular function (GO): DNA helicase activity
Source: RefSeq, a predicted model, not a curated record
UGCAGCCACCAGACCUCGGCCAGGAGAUUUUAUCAUAUGGCGAGGGAAUAUUCAGCAUUGCACCUGCUCAAGGAAAGAAACCUGUUGGGUUUUUCAAAAUCCCAAAGCUGGAAUCCAUGGCGUUUCCCGUUCAGUUCCCUACUGGAGAAAACACAAUUGAUGAGGCAAGAGAAUUAGCAUUAUCUCCAAGUAUGUAUUUCAAUGCUAGAUUGCUCUCUGCCGACACACGUUUUGCUAGAGAUCAAAGUUACCUUUUCUUUGCACAGUUUGCAACAGAAACCCAUAUGGCCAGAAACAGCAUGACUGUUCAGUUGCGGAAAGGCAAACCAAUCACAAAAGAUGGCCGAAGAAUUUCGAAUAGGUUGCUUCAAGAUAACCGUGAAGUUGAAAGACUGGUGCGCAACAAAGACGCCACGCGGUUCAUGCAACCCCUUAGAGGCUCGCCAUCUUAUUGGGAGAAAACUCUAAGAGACCUACAAGCCAUGAUCCGGCAGUUGGGAACCCCCACAUUUUUUUGCACAUUCAGUGCAGCCGAAAUGCGAUGGCCUGAAGUAAUAACGGCAAUCAAGGCGCAGCAAGGUGAAGAGGUUGAUUUUUCAGAGCUUGACUGGAUGACAAAAUGUGAAAUCCUUCGAAGUAACCCUGUUACUGUCAUGCGGAUGUUUGAGAAACGAGUGGAUGCGCUAAUGACUCAACUGCUUUUGUCACCUGCCCAACCCAUUGGAAAGGUCAAGGAUUUCUUUUACAGAGUUGAGUUUCAAGCAAGAGGUAGCCCACAUAUACAUCUGCUUGCAUGGGUAGAAGAUGCACCUGAGUUUGAAAGCGAUUCUGAUGAAGUUGUUUGUGGCUUUAUUGACCGCUACAUAACAUGCAGGCUCCCUGAUUCCAUGGCUGAUCCUGAACUUCAUCAGAUUGUCACAGAGGUUCAACUUCACAGCAGGAAACACUCCAAGUCAUGCAAGAAAGGAAAUGUGUUGUGUAGGUUUGGGUUCCCUAAACUACCAAUGUCUGACACCACAAUAACUCGUCCGCGACCCCAACGACCUGAAGAAGAGGAAAACGAAGAGGAUAACCACCAAGACAGAAGAAAGUCACGAUCCGAUGCUGUUCAAAAAGCAAUGAGUGAUGCUAGGAUGAAACUCAAGCCAUUGUGGGAUUUGCUGAAUGAUCCCCAAGUCACCUUUGAAAACUUGUCUGAGCUACUGACAAAAUGUAACUUGUCCAUGGAGGAUUACAUGAAGUACACCACGGAGUUGUCCACAUCUAGUGUCAUUUUGAUCAAACGUGAUCCAAAGGAGGUUUGGGUUAAUGGAUACAAUCCGGAUUUGUUGAGAGCAUGGAAUGCUAACAUGGACAUUCAGUACAUACUUGACCCUUACAGCUGCAUCAUGUAUAUGCUGUCCUAUAUUUCCAAACCAGAGCAUGAAAUGAACGAGAUGCUGAAGAACGUAAUCAAAGCAGUGCGUGAAACAGAUGUGAACGAAGAGGAUGAAAUGAAGCACAUUAUGCAAGCCUAUUCGAAACAACGGCAAGUAAGCUCUCAGGAGUCUGUUGCACGAACAUGCAGCCUACCAAUGAAGAAGUGUUCGCGAAGUGUUGUGUUCGUACCAACCGACGAUGACGCUCUGAAGAUGAGUCUGCCCCUUAGUGUCCUAAUGAACAAAAAUCCAGAUUCAGAGGAUGUCUGGAUGUCAGGAAUAAUAGAUAAAUACAGAGCAAGGCCUCAAACACCGGAGUUUGAAAAGAUGUGUCUGGCAGACUUUGCUUCAAAUUACCGCAUUGUGUAUGGUCGGCAAACUAAAGGAAAGAAUGUGCAACGACUGCUCAACGAUAUGGGAUUUAUUCAGCAAAGAACUGUCGGUAAGGCUGCCGUUAUUCGAUACGCACGGUUUUCGGAGGAGAAACAACCGGAAAAGUUUUACGGAAGAUUAGUGAAACUUUAUGUGCCACAUCGUUUCAAUGCACAGCUGAAACCUCCAUCAUUUCCAACUUAUGAGCAGUUUUACAAGAGUGCAUUUGUAGAACUUCCUUCCCACCCUGGUCUCCGAAUGCCUGUAUGCGCAAUAGUGAAAACACACCAGGAGAAAUUCGAAAAACACAGUGAAGAAGUGGACAAAGCAAUUGAACAGUUGCAGCAGCAAGGCCCAUCUGAGAAUGCUUGGACAGCUUUUGCCCCUGAAGCUGAAGUGGAUAAUUUGGAGUGCAUUGCAGAACGAGAUGAUGUCAAUCCUGAUGAAGAGGAUAUGCAAGAUGAUGUGCCAGAAUACCAGAUUCUUCUUGAAGAUGGAGAUGGAGUCGUUCCUCAGAUAAAGGCACCACAGAUGAGUGUUGAAUUUGUCAGGAAGAUGUAUCAAAGUCUAAAUGAGACACAGGCAGCAAUAUUCUACAUUGUCUGUCAGUGGUGUCAGAAGCGCAUCUGGGGUCAUAAUCCGGAACAGUUUUUUUACUUUGUGUCAGGUGGUGCUGGUUGUGGAAAAUCACAUGUCAUUAAGUGCAUAUAUACGGAAGCAACCAAGAUCCUAAGACAACUGCCUCGACUUCAGGAGGAAGGGGAUCUCUCUAUGCCUACAGUGAUUUUGAGUGCAUUUACAGGAACAGCAGCAUUCAAUAUAUCUGGUAAAACACUGCAUUCCAUUUUAAAACUGCCAAGGAACUUAAAGCCACCUUAUCAAGGACUUGGGAAUGCUCUAGAUGAACUACGAGCAGAAUUAUGCAGUGUGGAGAUUCUCAUCAUUGAUGAAGUGUCCAUGAUUUCAAAGGAUCUUUUCGCCUAUGUAAACUGGAGACUUCAACAGAUCAGAGGCAGCAAGAAAGCAUUUGGAGGAAUCUCUGUUCUCGCUGUAGGAGACUUUUUCCAACUACCACCUCUUGGUAAAGCCAAACCGCUCUGUGUGUAUGAAGAUGAUGUUCUGGACUUCUGGAAGGACAGUUUUCAAAUAAUUACCCUUACAGAGAUCAUGCGUCAGAAGGAGGACCUUGCCUUUGCUGAGCUUUUAAACCGACUGCGAGUGAGGCAGAAGACUGAUGCUCUUAGAGAAGAAGACCGAGUUCUGUUACUCCAAGCUGUAAAGAACCCAGAAGACUGCCCUCAUGAUGCUCUGCACAUAUUUGCAACCAACAAGGAAGUUCACAUGCACAAUACUAAAACAAUACAGGCUAUUCACACUGGCAUCAUAACCAUUGAUGCCGAAGACUACAGGAAAGACCCAAGAACAGGAGUGAUGAAAAGACAAAAGAAACCUGUCACUGGAAAGAAGGAUGACUUGCUGGAUUCUAUACAAGUUGCAGUGGGAGCUCGUAUAAUGGUGACAAGGAAUCUGGAUGUUGAAGAUGGAAUUGUAAAUGGAUGUUUUGGUCAGAUUGUUAACAUUGUCACUAAAACAAGAGAUGGAAUCGCCACUGUACACAUGCUAGGACUUCAGCUCGACAAUCCAAAUGCAGGUCUGAAACACCGCAGAAGAGUGCAAGGUGAAGACGACAACUCUGUGUAUAUUGAGAGAUCUGAAGAAAGUCUGAGAAAAGGAACAGUUCGUCGUCAAUUUCCCAUCAAGCUCGCUUAUGCCUGCACAGCUCACAAAGUUCAAGGAAUGACUAUGCAGUCUGCCGUAGUGUCAUUGAAAAAGAUUUUUGAACCUGGAAUGGCCUACGUUGCUCUCAGCAGAACAACUUCACUUUUUGGAUUACAUAUUACAGACUUCGUUGAAAAGAAGAUUUAUGCUGAUCCUGAAAUCACAGCAUCAUUGCAGAACAUGAGCAAAGUGACAUUCAAAGGAAUCAUGCCACUUUUGCAACACAUAAGGGAAAUCAACCAGGACCAAACACUUAAAAUAGUUCACCACAACACGGAAGGACUGUCAUCUCACAUCGAGGAUAUCAGAUGCCAUCAUGAGCUACUUUUAUCGGAUAUUCUUUGCAUAACGGAAAGUCACUUGUCUGGCUCAUGUAUUCCACAACAUCUCCAGUUGGAAGGAUACAAGAUGUUUGCACGGAAUAGACAUGUCUCCUACUCAAUGCAUGCAGAAAUGGCAAAGAAAGACGGUGGUGGAGUUGCAAUAUUUUGCAAAGAAGAUAUUCAAGCUCAGUCCAGACAGUACAUCCAAAGUGUCACAGACCUGGAGUUUGUUGUCAUCAAAAUCGACACCCCAAUGUGUGCAACAAUUGCUGCAGUGUACAGGCCACCAAACUACAGUCUUGAAAAAUUCUUGCCGAAUUUAAGGGGCCUACUUGAUUAUCUGGACAUCGUAGACAAACAUCCUGUAAUCAUCAGUGGAGACUUUAAUGAGGACCUCUUAUCUGCUGGAAGAAAGGCUAUUCUGGAGAUGUUUCAAUCCAGGGGAUAUACACAGCUAAUCACAUCAGCUACAACUGAGAAGCACACACUACUGGAUCACAUAUACAUCUCACAUCCGGACUUGUGUCUUCAGUCGGGUGUGUUACAGACCUAUUACAGUUACCACAAUCCUGUGUACUGUAUAUUGCGAAAAUGACAUUCUGUGGUUGGCCAAUAUUGUCAUGUUUUUUGCCAUACGGAAUCCUGGGCAUCGACUACACAUUAACUUUCUUCAGGCUCUGUGGUGCUGGACGUGCAUAAUGUGGUGGUUAUGAUUGUGGUGUUUCGACAGAUGGAAUGAUGGGCAAUAAGUAUUAAAAGUUGCAAUAGGGCUCUGACAGCCUUAGCCAAUGGGUUGACUCGAAUGGUUGUGCACUAAUUGUUGUGUUGUUAUGCCAUACGAAACCGGGGGCCACUGAACCUGCAUUAACGACGACAGUGGGGGCUCACUGACAGCCUUAGCCAACGGGUUGGUGCGUAUGGUCGCAUUGUUUUGUUGUCUUGCGUUGUGUUGACAUGCCAUACAAAACCGGGGGCCACUGAACCUGCAUUAACGACGACAGUGGGGGCUCACUGACAGCCUUAGCCAACGGGUUGGUGCGUAUGGUUGCAUUGUUUUGUUGUCUUGCGUUGUGUUGACAUGCCAUACAAAACCGGGGGCCACUGAACCUGCAUUAACGACGACAGUGGGGGCUCACUGACAGCCUUAGCCAACGGGUUGGUGCGUAUGGUCGUGUUGUUUUGUUGUCUUGCAUUGUGUUAUCAUGCCAUACGAAACCGGGGGCCACUGAACCUGCAUUAACGACGACAGUGGGGGCUCACUGACAGCCUUAGCCAACGGGUUGGUGCGUAUGGUCGUGUUGCAAUGAGAUUGUGGCAUCUAUGGUCAUUUAACAGUGUUAUGGCAGUGAGUUACAAAGCAGGUACAGCAGCAGGAAGGACGAAGGAGUAAUGUGGGAGCACGAGGGAGGACACUAGGAAGUAAAGGCGGCGGCAGCAGCAGCAGCAUACAGGAUGCAGUGAGGAUUAGUGUGGCAACUCCAAGGAGGACACAGACAGUGAGGGCAACAGCGGCAUUGCAGGAAGAAUUUUGAGACGAUAGCAGUCCUAUCCAACAAUGGAUAUGAGUGUUCAAUAUACCAUCUAAAGCUAAGUGUUUUAAGAACUUGCUUCAGUCACUGUACUACUGCACAUUGUAACUACUUUUGGAGGAAUAUUUUAAGCUAAUUCUGAUUUUGAUGUUUUUCAGGAAGCGCCAGGUCAGAAUGUCUGAGAAGAUCAAGUGUGCUACAACACCGAUAAUGACAAGCUGGGUACAUUGGAAAGCUGGAUUUCUUUAAAUAAUGUGACCAAACCCAUUUGGCAUUUAGGACAAUACUGAAGACUAAAGAAUCAAAUGAAGAACCACAUUGAAGCAGUAGAGAGUGUCCAGCCUGUAUGCAAUGUCAGAUCCAGCGGAGAGAUGUCGGGAGCUGCUUCACUACACCACUCAUUGCAUUAAUUAAUUUCAUUUUAUUUAAAAUUUAGUUUUAUCAUAUUAAAUAAUUGGUUUCUAUAUAUAGAUAUUAAAAUAUAAAAUAUUAGUUUAAUAUAAUAAUUGGUUUCAAUAUAUAGAUAUAGAUAUAUAGAUAUUAAAAUAUAAAAUAUUAGUUUAAUAUAAUAAUUGGUUUCAAUAUAUAGAUGUAAAUAUAUAGAUAUUAAAAUAUAAAAUAUUAGUUUAAUAUAAUAAUUGGUUUCAAUAUAUAGAUAUUAAAAUAUAAAAUAUGAGUUUAAUAUAAUAAUUAGUAUCAAUAUAUAG